AUGGUGGACGGUACGAAGCUUCCCAUCCAUGGCGAAGCAUCACUGCAGCUGCAUAUAGGUGCGUUACGAUGGAAGCCGACGUUGCCGAUCACGAACAUCAAGGGAUUAGACUUCAUCUUGGGGCGAGAUUUCCUGAAGCGGUUCAACCCCGAGAUCGAUUGGGUCAAUCGGAAGGCGUGCAUCUACAACAACGGGAAACGAGUGGAGCUGCGAAGCUGGAUGGAUACAGGGGAUGUUCCUGAAACGACACUGGCACGGUUCGAACAGACGGUGAACGAGAGUAACACGGGUUACCUCGCACUAGUCAUGGCAGCAGCAGAAGAGGUGAAACCGGGUUCCGAGCUACCCGCAGCAGUGAAAGAGGUCUUGGAGCAGUACAAAGAUAUAAUGCCCGACGACCUACCUGCAGGCGUACCUCCUGCACGCACCCACGAGCACGAGAUCGUGGAGGAACCAGGUGCGAAACCCGUCUCACGUGCACCAUACCGACUGAGUCCGACCGAACUGACAGACAUGAAAAAACAGAUCGAAUAUUUACUGGACAGACAACUGAUCCGCCCAUCCACCUCUCCCUACGGAGCACCAGUUCUCUUCAUACCUAAACCAGACGGCAGUUUACGGAUGUGCAUCGACUACCGCGCACUGAACAAACAGACAGUUAAAAACAAAUACCCCAUACCGCGCAUCGACGACUUACUGGACCAACUGCGUGGUGCAACAGUUUUCUCGAAGCUGGACCUACGGUCGGGUUACUGGCAGAUCAAGAUGGCGGACAACUCGAUCCACAAGACGGCGUUCCGUACGAGAUACGGCUCCUACGAGUACUUAGUGAUGCCGUUCGGACUCUGCAACGCACCAGCGACGUUCCAGGCGGAGAUGAACCACAUCCUACGGCCCUUGCUGGACGAGUGCGUAGUAGUGUACCUGGACGACAUUCUUGUUGGACCGAGUGACCCCACGCUGCAGGAAGAUUGGGACGAGCGCUCCUCGGCUGGCUACUAUUUGAUGUCGCAGAGUUUGGAGCUGAACCAGCGUCACCACGUCAUGCACCUGCUGCCGGAGGUUGAAUGCGGUCCGAAGGCGUGGACCGUGUUGAAGGAGCUGCACGCCCCGACCUCCGUUGUCGCAACGUUGAUGCUGGAGAGGGAGCUGUCCGCGUUGCGCCUGAGCGAGGGAGAGCCGGUGCAACCAGUCCUGGACAAGAUGCGCGACCUCUACGCGAAGUUGGCGACUGCGGGAAUCACCUACCCGGAGCAGACCAAGUGCUUGAAGAUGCUCUCGCUGCUGCCAGAAUCGUGGCUUCAAUUUACGAGCGGAUUGAGCCUGCCGCAGAACCAGAGCUUGUGGACGCUCGAGUGGGUGCGGACGAAGAUUCUGGAGGAGGACUUCCGUCGCCGCCAACUGAGGGGUGGAGACGACGGCAGCAGCGGCUACGGGAUGCAAGGGAGCCGACGUGGCAGAGAACGUGGCUUCGGUGGUGCUGGACGCGGUGCAAAGAAAGACGACGACUCCAACGACCAACAAGGAGGUACCGGUUGGGGUCGCGGUGCGAAAUCUGGACGUGGGGGCAAGUCGGGUGCUGGUGGCAAAAUGAAAGGGAGUUGCUGGUAUUGUGAGAAGGAAGGGCACCCCUGGUUUUUGUGCUAUAAGAAACCCGAUGGAUGGACCCCCCAGAAUCGUCACCAGGAUGGCGGCGCGCGGAGGAACCAGAAAAACGGCGCCAACAUGGUCGCUGAUUCGUCCGACAACAACCCGAAGGGCAACGGCGGUGCGGAGAAGAAGAAGGAGCGCACCGCGGGCCAAUUCUUCCAUGUGGGAGACAAGGGGGAGCAAGGAGACGCCUCUGCCAAAGUUGGAGAAGAGCUGCACCCCCUAGACUAUUGGGUGUUGGACACAGGCGCUGCUUGGACGAUGACGCCGCGCAAGGACCUGCUGGACGAAGUACGAGCUGCACCGAUCAAUGAAGUGUGCUCUGCCUCUGGACACAUGUUGAAGGUGGCUGGUGCGGGACGAGCUGCGUUUAAGGGAGCGGAUGGCAAGCCGGUGGUGCUGCACGACGUUCUCUUCGUCCCCGACCUGAAGGCCAACCUUAUCUCCCUCCGUAAGCUUGGCAAGGCUGGGGUGAACACCAACACGGAUGGGGCACGCACUUAUAAGGGGAAGCUGGGCAAUCGGGUGCUUUGGGAUCUGCACGAGAGCAAGGACGUGUACAGAUCUAUGUGGCAGCUGCCGGCCCUGGCGUGGCAUGGUGGGGGGCAGGCUGGAGAGGGGUCUGCAUCCCAGGGGGAGUGCAAUGCCGUUGGAGGGGUUGGUGUGAAAGUGUCGGCCAGAUCUGGGGAGACAGAUUGGGCAACGGCACACCGGCGCUUAGGGCAUGUGGCAAUGCCUUUGCUGAAGCAGCUGGAGAAGGACGGAGCCGUUAAGGGUCUGAAGCUGAACGGACAGCCACCCGAUGACAACUGUGAAAUCUGUUUGCUUUCAAAGUUCACCCGUUUCCCUUUCCAUAGUGUGGCUGGCAGGAGCAAGAAGCCUUUGGAGCUGGUCCACAUGGACUUGAGCAGGCUGAUGUGGGCGUAUCCGCUGAAGCAGAAGGACCACGCCGCCUCCACGAUACGGGACGAUUGGCUGCCAUUCGUGGAGAAGCAGGCGGAGUGUGUAGUGAAGCGGAUUAGGACAGACCGGGGUGGUGAGUUCCUUGGAGCUGAAAUGACGGCCUGGCUCAAGAAGCAGGGCAUCCAGAGAGAGCUGACCACGGCUUAUACCCCACAGUCCAAUGGUGUAGCAGAACGGGCAAACCGGACCAUUCUGGAGACAGCUAGGGCGCUGCUCAUAGAAUCUGGGCUGAGCAAUUCUAUGUGGCCUCAUGCUGUCCGGCACGCCACUGUCGCUAGGAACAGGGUGCUCACCAAGGUUGGGGAUGACUCGUGGGUGCCGUUGGAGAGGUGGCUUGGGAGGAAGCCGCCGGUGGAUAUGCUGAGGGUGUUUGGCUGCAUGGCAGUCGCCCACGUCCCCAAGACCUACCGCAGUAAGUUGGGGGCGAGUGCAAUCUGGUGUGUGCAUUUGGGGCUGGCUGCUGAGAGCAAGGGAUGGCUGCUGUGGGAACCAUCCAAGGGUGUGUUGUUUGACAGCAGGGAUGUGAAAUUCAUUGAGGGCAUGAUGUAUGGGAGCUGGGAGAAACAGCCGGAGGCAAGGGUGUCCCAGCAGAUGGAGCAGAUCACCAUGCAGCUGGACCUGACUCCUAGUGUGUGGGAGGAGGGAGAGGAGGCAGCUGGUGGAAAUGGUGAUGGAGAGAAGGUACAGGAGGCAUCUGCUGGUGGAGAAAAUGGUGUGGAAACUGGCGGCAGCACUAGUGGAGCUGCUGGACCCGAGGGAGGAGAGAAGCAGCAGGGAAAAACUAAGAAGCCGAAGGGUGUCGUUAUGAAGGGAUGGGAGACACCCGUCUCCAGGCCAGGACGUACCCGUAUGGCUACUAAGAAGCUGACUGCAGGAACUGAUGCAGCAGAGCAGCAGCUAGGGACCGAAGAGGCAUUGCUGAUUCUACCUCAUGGCUAUGACCCGGAUGAGGAGGAUGAGCCUGCGUACUGUUUUCUUGCCCCUGCACCAGAGGAACCAGCUAGCAUGGAGGAGGCAUUAGCUGGACCAGAUAGGGACAAGUGGCUGGCUUCUAGGGAUGCUGAGUACCAGAGUCUGCUGGAGAAUAGGACAUGGGAUCUGGUGGUGCUGCCUGAUGGGAAGAAAGCGAUACAAUGCAAGUGGGUGCUGAGGAUCAAGACCGAUGACAAGGGGCAGGUCACCAUCUACAAGAGUAGGCUGGUGGCGAAGGGGUUUAUGCAGAAGGAGAAGCAGGACUUCAACGAGAUCUUUGCUCCCACUGCCAAACCCCCUACCCUCCGUGUCUUGUUGGCAGAUGCAGCUGUUAGUGGGAAAUUUAUCAUUCAGAUGGAUAUUUCAACGGCAUUCCUGAAUGGGAUUUUAGAGGAGGAUGUGUACAUGACGCAGCCGCCUGGGUAUGAGGAUGGUACGGGCAGGGUGUGCAAGCUCAACAAGUCCAUCUACGGCUUGAAGCAGGCGCCACGCUGCUGGUACCAGAAGUUGGCAGCUGUUUUAGAGGAGAUGGGAUUCAGGACCAGCAGCUGUGAUGAGAGCCUCUUUCUCAAGGGCGAGGGGGAGAAGCUGGUGCUGUUUCUGGUCUAUGUGGACGACAUUCUUCUCUUCAGCAGCAGCAUGAAGGAGAUCCAGAAAGUGCAGCAGCAACUGAUGGAAAACUUCAAGUGCAAGAACCUUGGGGAGGUAAAGUACUACCUCGGGAUGCACGUGGAGAGGGAUCCAGAUCACAGGUGGUUGAAGCUGCACCAGGAGAAGUUCAUCAAGGAGCUGGGGGAGAAGUAUGGGAUUGAGAAUGAGCGCAAGGUUGCAACUCCCCUGCCAGCAGAAUUCAAGCUUGUGAAGGCUGCAGAGGAUGAAGGGGUUGAAGCUGAAGAGCAGCAGCAAUUUCAGUCCUUGGUGGGCAGCCUCUUGUACGCAGCAGUUCACACGAGGCCCGACAUCUCUUUCUCGGUUGGGCAGCUGGCUAGGGUGGUGCAGAAUCCAUCAGAGGAGCAGGUGGAUGCAGCUGAGCGUGUGGUGAAGUACCUGAACUCUCACCCAAGCAUUGGAGUUCAAUACUCCGCAUCUGCACAGGUGAAGCAGAAAGGGGUGGAGGUGCUGAAAGAGAAGGGGGAGAGGCUUGGAGAAGGCAAGCUAUUUCUCACUUGCUUUACCGAUGCUACGUGGGCUUCUGAGAAGGAGGAUUCCUCAUCUGUGGGAGGAUACAUCUGCGUAGUUGGGGGAGGACCUGUUAGUUGGAGGUCCAAGAAGCAGACGGAGACGGCACUCUCUUCCGUAGAAUCAGAGUACAUGGCGAUGUUCCAUGGGGUGAAGGAGGUGAUUUGGCUGAGGAGGCUGUUAGAGGAGAUUGGCCAGGAGCAGAAAGUUGCUACGCCGCUGUUUUGUGAUAGCAAGGGGGCUCUUGGGAUGGCCAGAAACGCUGUGCUUCAUGGGCUGAACAAGCACAUGCGUAUCAAGUGGCACUGGCUGCGUAAGGAGGCCCUUACAUCAACAAUUCUCAUCUACUCCAAGAACAUGAAGGAGCACGUGGAGCAUCUGCGGAAGGUUUUCGAGAUCCUGCAGAAAACCAGGUUCUACGUAGUUGAAGCAGACGCUAGUGACCAGGCAGUCGGAGCAGUACUGAUGCAGGAUCACGGGAACGGUUUACAGCCUAUCGCCUACCUCAGUAAGAAACUACACGGAGCUGAACUGAACUACCCCAUUUACGACAAGGAAGCCUUCCCUAUAGUCGUAGCCUUCAAGGCGUGGAGGUGUUACCUAGAGGGAGCCAAGACCACAGUAUACACUGACCACUGCAGCAUCAAAUACCUGAAGUCACAGCCGACGCUCUCACGACGACAGGUGCGGUGGGUGGAUUUCUUGGAGACCCACUUCCACUACGACAUCGUCUACAAACCCGGGCUACACAACAAAGCAGACGCGUUGAGCCGCCCAGGUCAUGUAGCAGGCAUCCAGCUCGACGGGAUGAACCCUCUGCUCAAGGGUCUAUUCCAAUAUGGGAAAGAUUUGGGUACCGAAUUAUGCCCCGCUACGGCAGAUCCUACUGGAGGAGUUCAGGACGUACCAUAUGCGGGACAUUUCGGGAGCAACAGGACGUUGGCGGGAAUAGCGAAGUAUUACUACUGGCCCCGGAUGGCAGCAGAGAUGCAGCAGUUCGUCACCUCCUGCGACACGUGCCAGCGGAUGAAGAGUAGCAAGCAGAAAAAAGCAGGGUUACUUCAGCCUCUACCUGUACCGGAGCAGCCAUGGCAGGUCGUUAGCCUCGACUUCAUCACGGGACUUCCUUCGACCUCACGGGGACACGAUUCCAUCCUCGUAGUCAUCGAUAAGUUCUCCAAAAUGGGUCACUUCAUACCGACCAACGCCACAGCUACUGCUGAAGCAACUGCUCGACUCUUCUUCGACCGCAUCAUCACCAUCCACGGCAUCCCCGCUACACUCAUCUCAGACAGAGACCCCAAAUUCACGAGUAAAUUCUGGAAGGAGUUUAUGGGACUAUUGGGGACUAAGCUUGCGAUGUCUUCAGCAUACCAUCCCCAGACUGACGGACAAACAGAGCGACUCAAUCAGGUGGUUGAACAGUUACUGCGCACAGCUUGCAAAGACGACAUCAGCCACUGGGACACACAGUUACCGACCCUAGAGUCCGCCUAA
Messenger RNA from Closterium sp. Yama58-4, 6261 nucleotides. The record is from the annotation of a GenBank genome assembly. NCBI's taxonomy places the organism in Eukaryota, Viridiplantae, Streptophyta, Zygnematophyceae, Desmidiales, Closteriaceae.